Messenger RNA from Trichogramma pretiosum, 1056 nucleotides. It is a transcript of the gene Atg12, whose product is annotated as autophagy protein 12-like. The record is from RefSeq and is a predicted model, not a curated record. The coding region runs from base 384 to 803 and encodes 139 amino acids. NCBI's taxonomy places the organism in Eukaryota, Metazoa, Arthropoda, Insecta, Hymenoptera, Trichogrammatidae. Gene Ontology annotation, cellular component: phagophore assembly site membrane; cytoplasm; Atg12-Atg5-Atg16 complex. The transcript has 3 exons. Gene Ontology annotation, biological process: nucleophagy; autophagosome assembly; C-terminal protein lipidation.
ACGCAGGUCAGCAGAGAUUUCCUUGCUUUACACCGACAAUUUCAGUCAAUAAAACACAAUUGUUGGCAAAAAUUGUUCUCUAGUUUUAAUUUCACUGCUUUUUGCCACCAUCAGGCAUUAUAUUUACUAAAAUUGCCAAGUGGUUAAAUUUAGGAAUUCGCAAUAACGCGUUGGGCAUUUAAAUUGCGCACGAACCGACUCCAUGAAUAUGUCAACAUAACCCAGUUGUUAUUUUGUAGUCAUCUCUCUUAGUAUCAAUAUUCCAUUUGAAUUUUUUUAUCGUGGAUUUAUUUAUAAUAGUGUAACUAAAACUAUGAUACCAUAGUUCUUUUUAUUCUUAUGAUAAAUCUUUUAUCAUACAUAAAAGUAGAUCUGUAAAUAAAAUGUCGGAAAAAGAAGAAGAACCUCAAACAGGUGAGGCUAGUGAACCAAAAACUCCUGAUGUAGCUGCCGAAGAGACAAAUCCAAAUCCAGAUCCUCCAACUACUGAACCUAGUUCAGCUAACAAUGAAACACCUGUUGCAUCUGACAAAGAAAAGAAAAUUGAAGUACUACUCAAAGCAACAGGCGAUGCCCCUAUAAUGACAAAGAAAAAGUGGACUGUCCCUCCGGAUAAAACUCUUGGCUGGAUCUCAGAAUUUAUUAAGAAAUUUAUCAAAAUGGGACCUGAGGAGCGAUUGUUUUUGUACAUAAAUCAAACAUUUGCUCCAGCUCCUGAUCAAACAGUAAAAAAUAUAUAUGACUGUUAUGGCACAGAUGGCAAAUUGAUCAUUCAUUACUGUAAAAGUCAAGCAUGGGGAUAAAAAUGCCAAAUAUUGUUUGAAAAAGUUAUGAUUUUUCCAAAUGAGACAAGAAUUAUGUUUGUGAUACUUUAUUUAUGUUGUACAUAAAAGUAUGAAUUUUAUGCAGAAGAUUUAUUUAUUUUUAUUUUAUUUUUAAUGAAGCAGUCUCCAAAGGAAAUAAUGAAGUAAUUAUUUCAUCCUUGUAUUAUGAUUUAUAAUGAAAUGAUUACUAACAAUUGAUUGCGAAUAAAAUGUUUUUAUACUUUGAAAAAAA